UCAAUAAAGAAGGGUCGUACUUUUUGUGUAUGAGCAAAUUUUCGAAAAAGAGGCGGCACAUUUGUUUAUUGUCGCACAAAAUCGGAAAUAAAAAUAGAAUGUCGGUAGAAUUAAUUAUGUUUUCUUUUGAAUUAAAUUUAUAGAUGUUUAUUUAAAAUGAACUACUUAAUUUGGAUAGUGAUAAUGUUACAUUAUUAUUGAAGUGUUAUUGGAUAUAGAAUUACCAAAAAAUAAAAGAUACCAAAAAUGGCCAACUAUUGGCUUUGUGCAGCACUCUUCCGGUGCCUUAUGCCAGUUUUAAUAGGAUCAUGUAUAUUAUUUAGACCCUCAAUCCUAUCGGCGAUCUACUUCCUAUUGCUAUGCUACACACCGUUUGUGCCAGUACCAACCGAGAGUACCAUGAAAAGUCAUACAGGCAUUUUCAUGAAAAUUCUCAUAGCAAUUUCCACUCUGACCACACUGGGACAGUUGGGGUUUCAAAUUACUUUGUUUGCCCUACCACCUUACGCACAUUUUUUAAAGGAUUGCGAAUUUCUCGAAAAACUCCUACGUCACGUCGGCUUUGUAAGACUGAACCAAAUAUCGGUUGAUGACGCCUUCACAUGGAUCUCACCUGAACCCAUCAUGCUUAUUAUUUCAGUAGCUUUUUACGUUAUUUUUAAGAAACUCACCGUCCCUAACUCAGAAACCUCGGAAAGCGACAAUCGUACCGAAAACGAACGCCGAGACGAAGAACUUAAAAAUCGAAAAAAGUACUUGUCAUUCAUUGUAGGAAUAGGUCGUUAUGGAGUACUGUUAACUUUAUGUCUAGCAGCUGUACUAAGACCUUCAGUAAUAGGUGGCCUUUAUUUCUUAAUUUUCCUAUCGGUGGCCACCUGGUGGUCGUGCUACAAACAACUGCGUCGAGGUUUCGCCAUCUUAAUGUGCUGCGUGGUGCCCUUUGUUUUUGCCCACAUGAGCGCCUUGUAUGCCUACCAGUUUCAAUGGUCCCAAGAGAUUUUAGACGGGAAUAGUACGUGGGCAAGAUAUUUUGGUUUGACGCCCCUUCGGGUAUCUUCGUGCAAUAACUCAGAAGAAAUCGAUCCUAGGACUUUUAACUUUGAACGCACUGAGUGGGCUUCUUACGUCAACCCUUUCGCCCUCUAUUGGUUGUUUUACAUACUGGUUUUAGAAUCUAAGGCCUUGCUACAACCAGAACUCAUAAAAGGCGUAAGUCCAAAUCGAAGAUACGGUUCCAGUAAACGGAGCGCCAUAAUGCAAGAUUCUACAGGAAGUGUCACCGUAGACGGAGAACAUCCUGAAGAAAUACCUAUGGACGAAAUGGGUAAUCCAGAAGGUGAUUAUCAGCCCACUUUAAUCGAAAACUUGGUCUACUUUUUGGAAAAUCUUUUACAAAUCAUCAUUAGGGUGUCCUAUUUGGGUACCAAUAUCAUUAUGAUGGCCUGGAGUAUAACAUACAUAAGCUGGAUAACUUUUGUUUUACUAAUUUGGGCCAACGUUAUCUGGCUGGUACCGAACCAAAGAAAAAGCAUGCUACGCUCCAGUCCGUUUUUAGUUUUCUAUGCCUGGUUCCUACUAAUAUCCGCCUACAUUUACUCGAUGAACUUAACUGAAACCGAACUGCCUUCGUUUAUAAAGGGCAUCAACUUAGCCCAAAUCGGUUUUGUUAAAGUUACAACUUUACCCUGUAAUCCUUUACUGGUUAAAUGUUUAUAUACGUGUAUGUUUUGGGUUACUUUAAGGCAAUAUAUGCAAGAGAGGCUCAUUGAAAGGCAAACUAGUGCGUUGGCUGAUAUGGUGGCGCCCUUACAACUUACUGUUGGAGCUGCUACUACAGGUACCAACAACGAAGUCAAAAAAAAGGAAACCAAAAUCAUGGAUGUAGUUGGAGGGUAUUUGAAGAAGUUUUUAACCAAGUUUUGGAUUUGGGUUGUGGCAGUUACCUUAUUCGCUGUUGCCAUAACUGGUCAAAGAAUGACAGGUUUUAGGAUAGUUUAUAUGGCCUUGUUUUUAAUAUUUAUACUGUCCUUCCAGUUGUCGUUUACCAUUUGGAGAAAAAUGAUGUUUGGUUUUUGGUUGGUUGUCAUCAUAUUUUCCAUGUUGGUACUUGUAUUGACUUACACCUACCAAUUUGAUAAUUUUCCCGAAUAUUGGACAGAGUAUCUUCAUGUGGCACAAGAACAACAAUUGGAUAUAGGCCUGGAAAAAUUCGAAACCAAACAACUCUUUGUCCGUCUAGUAACUCCUACAUUUUUCGUUAUAAUCACUGUGGUGCAACUUCACUAUUUCCACAACGACUUUAUGGUAUUAUCUGACCCUAAAAAUACGAGCCUGAUAAAUGAAGACGAGGAGGAUGAGGAUUUAAAUCAAAGUUCGUUGCAAGGGGGCGGAGUCAUAGAUAGAAGUGAAAAAGAUGACCCUACUUCAUCGACUUAUAAAUUCGAAUUGAGCGAUUUUGACAACUUGACAUUCAAAGCUGUAAUGGAAAAGUGGAUAACUCGCCUACACAAAUUCCUAAACUUGCUCUAUUUGUUCCUAGAAAUCCACAUGCCAAGAGUGGUUUUAUUUUUCGCCAUGCUACUGUGUGUUUACGACACGUGCGCCUUGUACUUUAUUUUGGUUCUUCUGAUUCCGGCCUCGUUCACAUUGGGCAGGCCCGUGCAAAUAUUCACGAUUUAUUCCAGUUCGAUUCUGGUCUCGCUGUUUCUAUUGGCCAGGAUGCUGUAUCAGAUCAAGUACAUUAAUCCGGACAUUUGGAAUGUUACUUGUGUGGCGGAAAAUGAAACAAUGAACCACACGGAACGUAUAGCCAACAACAUGCACUGGCUCGGUUUCGACAAAUCUGACCAAGUGGAUCGUUCCGUACCCAGCCUGGUAAAAUGGAACAUAAUUUACAUCUUAAUAGUUACUCUGUAUUCAGUUAUUUUGGUACGACAGUACUACUACAAAAUAGCCAGAGGAAAACCGACAACGAGGGCAUUUUUCAUGUUUCCUAGAAUCACUAGGGCUGAUGCCGACAAAAAUUUGACCAACAUGCUUAAGUAUUUGGCGAAUUAUGCUUAUUUUAAGUUUGGAGUUGAGAUAAGUUUUAUGGCAACAGUGGCUGUCAUAGCUAUAAGAAUGGACUUAUACGCGGUUUUCUAUAGUCUUUGGUUGGUCAUACUGUAUUCGUUAAAACGCAGUACUUUGUCCAGAGUGUGGAUAUUUUAUGUACUUUUUACAGCCAUCUUGUUGCCUGUCCAAUAUUUCAUGGCUGUAGGAUUACCACCUACACUUUGUAUAGAUUAUCCAUGGAACAAAGAUCCAAUCUUUAUUCGUCUCCAAGAAUGGGCCUACCUGAUGAACGACAAAUACCCGCCAAAUCCGAAACGUUUGAUUUGGGACUUUUUGCUGUUAUUUUUUUUGACUCGUCAAUGGGUUGUAUUUAGAAUAGAGAGGCGGUAUGGCGGCCAGAAUUACGCAGGUGGCAGUAAUGAAAGCGUUAUACAUUUAGCUGAAGAUAAAAACUUCGAGAAUCCAGUUCCAGAUUUUAUUACUUAUUGCAGGUCUUAUUUGGAUAUUGCUAAAAGGUGUAUUAUGUGCAGUUUGUUCUACUUGACGUUGGCUGCAGUGUUUUUGGCUGGCACCAAUCGUACCAAUCUGUUUUCGGUUGGUUAUCUUAUUGGGACAUUUUUGUUCUUAUGGGAAGGUUCUGAUAUGUAUUUGAGACCCAUUAAGGAAAUAAUUAAGAAGUGGAAUUGGCUAUUGGGCUACAACGUCACAGUAAUCCUGAUUAAAGCCUGCUUCCAAUUGAUUGGUUGCGUAUUUGUGCACGCCUACACCGGAGAAUGUCAUUGGCUGAUGUUGUUUGGUAUAGGUUGUGUCAGAAAGUUUGGCAAUGUCGAAGAUCUGGCUCAGUUACCUGUUAACGGCCAAUGUAAAGUACCGCGGGAAUAUUUGGGAUUGUUUUGGGAUGGUGUAUGUUUCGGAUUGUUGAUAAUGCAAAAGCGACUGUUCCAAAGUUACAACUUUUUCCAUAUGAUUAACGAUACUAAAGCAACGACUAUUUUGGCUUCUCGAGGUGCUGAACUGAUCGAGGAAAUGCGAUCGAAAAGGAUGGACGAACAAGUGGAAGACGAGCGUCACAUUUUGGAAAAAAUCAAAAUCAAAAUGGACCGGAUCAAGGCCAACCAGCAAAAGAUUCAAGAUUCGGCCGUUAGUAGGCCUAUGUAUAGAAGAAGGGCGCCGAAAACGUUUAAGCAGGCUAUCCGGUCUGGCGACUAUUACAUGUUCGAUGAUUUGGACGAUGACGAGUUGGACUUAUUACCAGAAGAAACCAGGGAAGACGAUGAAAAUUCCGAUAUGCCGACAAUGGGCGAAUUUUUGAACGCCGCAAUUAAAACCGACGUGGCGACCGUUUUGCGCGAGCGCCACAAAAGCAUGAAACGCCGGUCCAGCGUCCCGCUGUCCAGAAAAAAGUCGGCGCGAUCCACUAUGUCCGCCCCGCUACCAGCCCCACCCACAGUUGAAGAACCAACAUCCAAAAGUGUCACAAUCAAAGAAGAUCCUCAACCCAGUACCAGUAAAGAUGAGGACAUCAGCGAACUUACAGAACCAAAAGAGUACACUCUAUUCCAAAAGUCAGUGCACUGGAUCGUGUUCAUUUGGGCUUUUGUGGAAAGCGGCAUGAUCAGUAUCACGCAUUUUCUAAACAGAUAUUCCAGGGAUUACAGAUAUGUGCUCAAAACGCUCGGAAAAGAACGGAAAAUGCUUAAAGAAACUACCGAAUACGACGUAGGAAUCCGAAUCGGAUCAAACCAACUCUGGCACCCGGCCGGAUCGUUCCACGAUCUAAUGAGACAAUCCACGAGAACUUCAAGCUCAGAAAAGGAAGAUUUUGGUGAAGAAAUGUCUUCAGAUGAUCAGCCACCUAUAGUAAGACUUUUACUGGCCAUUUGGUACGUCGUUAUGAGCCGCUCAGAAUGGCUCUGUUACUUUGCAAUAUUUCUGAAUCAAGCCAAAACCGCCACCUUUUUGUCUCUGCCCCUACCUUUGAUGGUCUUUUUUUGGGGCUCUUUGACUAUACCGAGACCUUCUAAGACUUUUUGGGUCACUAUUAUCGCUUACACUGAGCUUGUAGUACUAAUAAAAUGCCUAUUCCAAAUGGACAUUAUACCGUGGAACGAAGACAUAUACGUCAACAAUCCAUUUUUCCCAGCAAACAUAAUGGGUAUACAGCGCCAGAAAAACUACGCCAACUGGGAUUUGGUACUACUUUUAGCCGUCUUCUUCCACAGGAUGAUGUUAAAAUCGAUGGGUAUAUGGAAAUCUACAAGCGAAACCAGUAUUCAAAUAGCAGCAAUGUCAAUUCCAGAGGGCGAAUAUCGCCUAGUUGAUGGCCAAUUGAUACCAGUUGAAGCCAAUGGCAGUAGCAAUUCUACUAGAAGGAAAAGUGUCGCAUCUGAAGAAGGUCAAGGUGAUGGUGCUCAGCCUGAAGACGAUUCCGAACAAAUUUUGUCAGUGCAAAGUGUCCAAGUCAACCAUUGCGAUCACAUUCCGGAGUCGUUGAAGUUGGGUGCUACCAAAUACGCUGAAUCUAUACGAAUCUUUUUCCAACAUCUUCUGGACCCCACUGCCAGGGUGGCCGCCGACGUCUACACUUUCAUGUUUUUGUGCGACUUUAUCAACUUUUUCGUCCUUCUUAUUGGAUAUUCCUCAUUUGGGUCUCAAACCAGCGAUGGAGGAUUUAAGGCCUACUUGGAAGAAAACCGAGUGCCCCCUAUGUUUUUGUUCAUGCUGAUUUUACAAUUUACAUUGAUUAUAAUUGACAGAGCUAUUUAUUUGAGGCGUAACAUUUUAGGGAAAUUGAUUUUCCAGUUUAUUGAAAUCAUUGUCUUACAUAUUUGGCUUUUCGUUUUAUUCCCUGUUAUUACAGAAAAGGAAUUCAAAACAGUAAUUCCGCCACAAGUUUACUACAUCGUAAAAUGCAUUUACUUCCUUUUGUCCGCUUAUCAAAUCCGUUGCGGAUAUCCUUCGAGAAUUUUGGGCAAUUGCCUUUGCAAAGGCUACAGCAUGGUGAACAUGUUUUUGUUCAAAGGAUUUAUGUUGGUACCGUUCCUUUUCGAACUCAGAGCGGUGAUGGAUUGGAUGUGGACCGAAACAUCGAUGGGCGUUUUUGAUUGGUUGAAAAUGGAGGAUAUAUUUUCUCAUAUAUUUGCACUUAAGUGUUCUAGAAACAUGGAAGAUGAGUAUCCGCAACCGAGAGGUACCAAAAAGGGUUACAUGGUAAAAUACCUAAUGGGUGGUGGAUUGUUGGUUGGUAUUGUUGGUAUAAUUUGGUUCCCGCUGGUGUUUUUCUCGCUGGGCAAAGCGGUGGGCGAAAGUAACCCGCCCUACGAUGUCACUCUGGAGUUGAGGAUUGGUCCUUAUGAUCCGGUUUAUCAGAUGUCCGCUCAGAGCAAUGCGUUAUUCCAGUUCAACGACAAUGACUACCAAAACCUGCUCAACCAAUUCAAAACCAACAAAAGGGCCGAGCAAAUUUUCUCCAACAAUUACGACCCCGGCGACAUCGCCGCUGCCAAAUUCAGUUGGGAUUCCGCUAAAAUUUGGAGCAUUUCGCCACCAGAUCGGAAUAAAAUGAUCGAAGAAGUCAAUUCAACUAAACCAAUCAAAGUCCGUUUAGACUACAAAAUCUCCCACAAAACAAGCAGCUCGUCAGAUUCUGGAAUAAUCUCCAACAAUAUCGAAAUCACUUUGCCACCAGGCACAGCCGAAAAACCCAACCCAGACCGAGCCAAUCUACUGAAAAUGCUCCAAAACAAACCAGCUGAACCAAUUUUGUUACAAUACAUUUUGCCUAAAUUCUUAAAAAUCACCAACUUGGGCAACUCGGAGCCUUACAAAGAAAUUCUAGCAAGCGACAUUGACGAUUCUGACAAUAAGAAUCCAACUUUCCGUAAUUUGACGUUGAUUUUACUUAGGCCCAACGAUACUGCACAUGAUCAGGAAUGGUGGCAAGUGCACGAGGAUUGCAACGAUACAACAUUCAAAAACUAUUUGAAAGAUUUAGCUUACGAGGAUUGUAAUUCUUUGGUGAUUUAUACUCUGAAUGAUAAGAUUUUUCCAGAGACUUUAAACAUUAUCACGGGAGGAGGAAUCAUCGGACUCUAUACCACAUUAGUCCUGGUAGCCUCGAGAAUCCUGAGAGGCAUUUUUGCAGAACAAGUAGCCAAAAUAAUGUUUGAAGAUCUGCCUAAUGUUGACCGCAUUUUACAACUAACUUUGGAUAUUUAUUUGGUACGUGAAGCUAAAGAAUUCGCUUUGGAAGAAGACUUAUUUGCCAAAUUAAUAUUUUUGUUCCGGUCGCCUGAAACUAUGAUCAAAUGGACCAGGCCCAAAGAGGAAUUAGAUGACGAUGAGGAUCCAGAAGGAAAUUAGAAGUGAGGCCAGUUAGUUACUUGAUAACAAAAGUGAUAAAUAAUUUUUAAGAGGUAAAAUUCAGUUCAGCUAGAGUUUCAAAAUUUUGAAAUCUAGUUACCAUUGUUUUUGUCACUGAAUUUGCCAUUAAUUUAAAAACUAUUAAUAUUAAGUGUAAAAAUUAGUUUUUUUUUUAUAUUUUGAAGAAUCUAUUGUUAAUUAAGAUAACAUUGCAAAAUCAGUAAACUACCUCUUUGUCUACAAGGUUGCCACUUGUUGCUGAGGACAUUUAAUGUUCAAUUUUGUGUUAGAAUUUUGUAGUUUUAUAUAAAUUAUCUCGAAUUCUAGUCAUGAUAGUGUUGUGACUUAAAGUUUAUUCAGAUAAUAAUGUGUCAAUUGAAAGUUGCCUUUAUAUCUAAUUUUAAGACAUAUCAAUUGCGGUUUUAAGACAAAUUAAAUUUGCAACGAAACCACUUUUUAUUUUUAUAUUAAUUAUUGUGUAAGAUUUGUUUCUGUUAAUUGAAAGUUUGUAAGUUUUAAAAUGAAAUUGUGCACUUGAUAGGUGGAUAAAAAAAGUUUAGAUUUAUAAGUUUUACUUGGCAAAGAAAUUUUGUUAUAAUUUUUCAUAUUGCAUAUUUUGUAGCUUUUUAUAUUGUUACGUCACACUGCUUCAAAUUUUAAUUAUUUGUAAAUACAAUGAGAAAUGAUAUUGGAAUUAUACAUACAUAUUUUGAGAAUUUC
Messenger RNA from Ceutorhynchus assimilis (cabbage seed weevil), 8136 nucleotides. The record is from the annotation of a GenBank genome assembly. NCBI's taxonomy places the organism in Eukaryota, Metazoa, Arthropoda, Insecta, Coleoptera, Curculionidae.